Messenger RNA from Bombus pyrosoma, 4800 nucleotides. RefSeq names its product exportin-7 (gene Ranbp16). NCBI's taxonomy places the organism in Eukaryota, Metazoa, Arthropoda, Insecta, Hymenoptera, Apidae. Gene Ontology annotation, molecular function: nuclear export signal receptor activity; small GTPase binding. Gene Ontology annotation, cellular component: cytoplasm; nuclear pore. Gene Ontology annotation, biological process: protein export from nucleus. The record is from RefSeq and is a predicted model, not a curated record. The transcript is spliced from 15 exons. The coding region runs from base 268 to 3582 and encodes 1104 amino acids.
AAUUACGAAACAUAGUUAAAUAUAUUCUAACGUAAUAUAAUCGGUAAUUUAUUUGUAAUUUCUACAAUAAAAAUAGUGAAGAUUUGGCUUAAUUUUUCUUCCAUCUUUGUAAGGUAGGCGGGUAUGAAUUUUGUUUCUUUUGUUAAUAAAGGUGGCGUUGUUGAUGCUUCCGAUGUAGGAAAACGUCGCUUCUACAUAACAUGUUGUGGCAGUCGAGUUUAAAGCAUGUGAUCCUGCCUUCAUUGUAGAUAAUACAAAGCUGCGAAAAUGGCGGACGAACAGGAAGUACGGCAGCUGGAGUUGCUAUGCAAGCAGUUGUAUGAAUCACAAGAUUCUACACAUCGUGCAGAGGCUGAGAAAGCACUUGUUGCUUUUCAAAAUACUCCAGAUACGCUUACAAAGUGUCAGCUUUUACUUGAUCGAGGAGAUUCUCCAUAUGCUCAAUUAUUGGCAGCCACCACCUUGACAAAAUUGGCUUCCCGUUCAUCAGGACUUAGUUUACGACAGAGGCUUGACAUACGAAAUUAUAUUCUCAAUUAUUUAGCAACUCAGCCAAAGUUACCAAACUUUGUAAUACAAGCUCUGGUUACAUUGUUUGCCAGGAUAUCAAAGUUUGGGUGGUUUGAUAUUGAUAAAGAAAGAAAUGUGGUCAGUGAUGUAACAAAGUUUCUUCAGGGAUCGGUAGAACACUGUAUGAUAGGAGUCCAAUUACUUUCUCAACUAACGUGUGAAAUGAAUCAAGUGUCGGAUACAGAUGCAACCAGAUCUAUUACAAAACAUAGAAAAAUUGCUAGCCACUUCAGAGAUACACAACUUUUUGAAAUAUUUAGGUUAUCGUAUACUUUAUUAAGUACAGCUCGAGAAAAUUGUAAAAACUUAAAUUUUAAUGAUGAAGCACAGCAUGGUCUGAUCAGACAACUUUUAAAACUAGCACAAAAUUGUUUGACAUUUGACUUUAUUGGGACUUCAACAGAUGAAAGUUCUGAUGAUCUUAGUACAGUACAAAUUCCAACCUGUUGGAGACCUGUAUUUUUGGAUUUUACAUCACUGAAACUUUUCUUUGAUUUAUAUCAUAGUUUACCUAACUCACUGUCAUCUUUGGCUCUUUCAUGUUUGGUCCAAAUAGCAUCUGUUAGAAGGAGUUUGUUUUCAAAUCCAGAAAGGGCACAAUUUUUAACACACUUAGUUAGCGGUAUAAAACACAUACUACAAAACCCACAAGGUCUCAGUGAUCCUGAAAAUUACCAUGAAUUUUGUAGACUAUUAUCAAGGCUAAAGAGCAAUUUUCAGCUUGGAGAGUUGGUCUUAGUCAAAGACUACCCAGAAGCUAUACAAUUAAUUGCAAAAUUUACAAUCCAAAGUUUACAGAUGUGGCAGUUUGCACCAAACAGUUUACAUUAUUUACUAACAUUGUGGCAAAGAAUGGUAUCAUCCAUGCCGUAUGUAAAAGCAGGUGAUCCACACCUGUUAAAUACAUAUACUCCAGAAAUUGUAAAUGCAUAUAUUACUUCAAGACUUGAAUCAGUUGCAAUAGUAGUUAGAGAGGGUUUAGAAGACCCACUUGAUGAUUUAGGAAUAGUUCAUCAGCAAUUGGAGCAAAUAUCUGUAAUUGUAAGAUGUGAAUAUCAAAAGACAUGUACUUUGUUAGUACAACUUUUUGAUCAGGCUGCUAGGACAUACCAAGAAUUAAUGACACAAACAGCAUCUCCAACACAACGAAUGGAUAUCACUAUACAAGAGGGUCAACUCACUUGGCUUGUAUAUAUCAUAGGUGGUGUUAUUGGUGGAAAAGUAACAUUUAACAGCAAUGAAGAGUAUGAUGCAAUGGAUGGUGAAUUAGUUUGCAGAGUACUCCAACUGAUGAAUUUGACUGAUUCAAGACUUGCACAAGGUGGCUGUGAGAAAUUGGAAUUAGCAAUGUUGAGCUUCUUUGAACAAUUUCGUAAAGUAUAUGUAGGUGAUCAAGUUCAAAAAAAUUCUAAAGUAUAUAGAAGACUGUCAGAUGUUUUAGGAGUUAAUGACGAAUCCAUGGUACUUGGUAUUCUUAUCCGGAAAAUAAUAACAAAUUUGAAGUAUUGGGGUCGUAGUAAACAAAUUAUUUCAAAAACAUUACAAUUAUUAAAUGAUUUAUCUGUAGGAUAUAGUUGUGUCCGUAAACUUGUAAAAUUAGAGGAAGUACAAUUUAUGCUCAAUAAUCACACAAGAGAGCAUUUUCCAUUUUUGGGAAACAAUGUUGCUGUAACAGAAAUGCGUUGUAGAUCAAUGUUUUACACAUCCUUGGGUAGAUUAUUGAUGGUAGAUCUAGGAGAAGAUGAGGAAAGGUUUCAUACAUUUAUGUUACCUUUAACAAAUGCAUUUGAAAGUUUAGGACAGUUAAUUGGGCCAGUUGACCCUUCACUUUUUACAGCAGAAGAAGCAAAAAAGGCAUUGAUCGGUUUAGCAAGAGAUUUAAGAGGUUUAGCUUAUGCAUUCAACACAAAAACAUCCUAUAUGAUGCUCUUUGAUUGGAUUUAUCCUAAUUAUACACCGAUUUUAUUACAUGCUGUGGAAUUGUGGCAUUAUGAGCCACAAGUUACUACACCCGUCCUAAAAUUAUUUGCCGAAUUAGUACAAAAUAGGAGUCAACGUUUACAGUUUGAUGCAUCUUCUCCAAAUGGAAUUUUAUUAUUUCGUGAAGCUAGUAAAGUAAUAUGUAGUUAUGGUAAUCGUAUAUUAAACGUUGAAGUUCCAAAGGAUCAAAUAUACCCCUUAAAACUUAAAGGAAUAAGUAUAUGCUUCAGUAUGUUAAAAGCAGCUUUAUGUGGAAGUUACGUAAAUUUUGGUGUAUUCAGAUUAUAUGGUGACGAGGCAUUGGAUAAUGCACUCAACACAUUUGUAAAAUUACUUCUUAGUAUACCACAAAGUGAUUUAUUGGAUUAUCCGAAAUUAUCUACAACAUAUUUUGUGUUACUCGAGUGUUUAGCUCAAGAUCACAUGGUGUUCCUUUCUACUUUGGAACCGAGAGUAUUCUUAUACAUUCUAUCAAGCAUCAGUGAAGGCCUUACAGCACUAGGUGCGCAAAAAGACUACUAUACAGAUACAAUGGUCUGUACUGGUUGUUGCGCAACACUUGAUCAUAUUGUGACUUACAUAUUUAAACAAUUAUAUCAAAAAGGGGGUUACCCGGGCAGGAAAAAUACGGUAGUUCCAGGAGGUGGAGACUUAUUCUUACAAGUUUUAAAGCAACAUCCUGAAAUUCUUCAACAAAUGUUAAGUACUGUUUUAAAUGUGAUAAUGUUUGAAGAUUGUAGAAAUCAGUGGAGUAUGUCACGUCCUCUCUUGGGAUUAAUUCUUUUAAAUGAAGAAUAUUUUAAUCAGUUACGAGAAAAUAUUAUUAGAAGUCAACCAGUUGAUAAACAAACAACAAUGGCACACUGGUUUGAACAUUUAAUGGAAGGAAUCGAAAGAAACUUACUCACAAAAAAUAGAGAUAGGUUUACACAAAAUUUAUCAUUGUUUAGAAGAGAUAUAAAUGAUAUUUUAAAAGGACCUAAUACAACUUCAAAUCCUAUCGGUGAUAUGAUGACCUUAACCUUCAAUUAGAUUCUCCUAGGUUCUUGCCUGCCAAAUGCUUGAAUGUGUGUGCGAGUGAAUUAUAAAUUAUGGUGGAAUUAAAAUUGAUUUUAGCUGAGUAUAAAGAUAAUAAAUUACAUACUGUUAUUUUACAAAAGCAUUAUUGUUUGGCUUCCUAUUCUUUUAUACUUUUAACUUUUGUUUUUUCAAUUUUGUUGAACAUAAUUGUUUCCAAAUUUAAGAUAUUGAAACCUCCUAUAUAAAGUGUAUACAAUUCAUUCUAAAUAUUCAUAAACAGAAAAGACUAAAUCCUUCUUAUUACCUUUAUACUCCAGUUGCUUUGAUUUAAUAUAAUAUUGGAACAUAAAUAUUCGUACACAUAUAUUUUAAGUAUAAAAAUUCAUUGGUAAUAAAUAUAUUAAAUUUCAUAAAUCAACGAUUAUUCGAUAUCAAGCAACUUUGUAUGGAUAAAAAAUUGGAUUUAUUUCAAUUGCCUUUUGCAAACGUUUAUAAUGUUAUCAUUUAUGAUUACAAUAUUUUUAUCUUAUGUUAAUAUUAAAGCAUGUAUUUCAGACAUGAAUGAUUUGUUUUAUACUAUAUUAUAGUAAAAAUUUAAGUUUCAGUAAAAAGAAUUAUCUUUUUCGACAUAUUAUUCAAUAUAUAUAUAUAUAUCCACAUUUUAUUUUAAAUAAACAACAAAUUAUUAUUUUGAUUGCUAAAUAAUAUGUUAAGGAUACAGUGUAGAAUAGGAAGCCAACUUCAUAAACUAUUAUCGUAGUUUUUAUUCCAUUAUUUUUACACGCAACCGACUUUCAUUUAUAUGUUAAAAUGUUUCAUUAUCAACAUUUUUUAUUGUAACACAAAUUAUAAUUUUAAGAUCAUUUUAUAAAAUUGAAAAAAAUUGAUGAGAUAUGAAAAAAAUAUUAAUCUCCAAUUAUUAGUAUUCUUUAACUAAAAGGUUAAAUUGUUUAAGUCAAUAUUGUUGAAUAAAUCAUUCAUAAUGAUAAUGAUAUUAGAAAAAAACAUCAAGCUAAUAAUACAUAAUUUACUUACAAUAAUAAUAAUAAUAUUAUUAUUAUUAUUAUCAUCAUCAUCAUCAUCAUCAUCGGAAUCAUCAUCAUCAUCAUCAUCAUCAUCAUCAUCAUUGUGAAAUUAUAAUUUUCAUUAAUGGUUCACUAAAACAAGAUUGAAAACUGUCAACAUGCAUUUUUAAUAUUCAUUGCAGUUUAUAUAUUUUUAAAUUGAAAU